Molecule: messenger RNA, 1437 nt
Organism: Stylonychia lemnae
Lineage: Eukaryota; Ciliophora; Spirotrichea; Sporadotrichida; Oxytrichidae
Source: the annotation of a GenBank genome assembly
AUGCCUAAAUAUACUAAUCUUGGGAACGUAACAUACCUUUCUGUAGGAAUCCUGCUUCUCUAUAUGGCCUAAAAUAGCUCCGCCAAUAUAUAAUCAGUAAUAAUGGAAGAAAAUGGAUUUGAACAACUCGGAUUCUUUAUUCUAGCAGUACUCUAUUUUUUCAUGGGAAUGGGUAGUUUGCUUUCAACAGCGAUAAUUAAUAAAUAUGGAACAAGAUUCUGCCUUGUGAUUGGAGGGGUCGGAAAUGUUUAAUGGAUUGUAAGUACUCUGCUAGCAGUUUAUAGAGAAAGUAUCUUAGCCGAAGGGGUUCCAAUUGGAAUUAUUUAUUGCGGCUUGUUGUUAUCAACAGUAAUCAAUGGUUUUACAGUCGGAGUGCUCUGGGCUGCAGCAAACCAAUAUAUCGCAGACUGUUCAUCAGAUUCAAACAAGGGCUUCUUCUUUUCAUACUUCUGGUCUUUCUACAUGACUUCACAAAUAUUUGGAAAUUUAAUUGCUGCAUUUGUACUAGGCCAUUUAGAGCAGGAUAAUUACUUUGAAAUUAUGGCAGGUGUAGCUUCACUUGCGACAUUAACUUUUUUCUUUUUGAAAAGGCCUUAACCAGUAGGUCUACAAUUCAGUAUUAAUGCUUUACGCUUGGUUGAAGACUCAAAUGACUAUACACAUCCUUCAUUUGUUAGUUCUAGCAUCUACAGUACAUCCUAGCCAACAUUCUGGUCAGAUAUAAAAAGUGUAUUGAUUUUACUGGUAUCUAAAAAAAUGAGACCAUUAGUACCAUAGCUGUGCUGGACUGGCGUAAGCAUUGCUGUUUACACCGGAAUCCUUCUACCUAUUAUAACUGACACUUUGGAUGAUAAGGAUACAUCGCAUAAAUUUGAACUUUCAAUGCUUGCUAUGGUUUCAUUAGGAGUUGGAGAAAUAGUUGGUGCCAUAGGAAUGGGGAUGAUUGUAGAUAAAAUUGGAUCUAAAAAAUCUUGCUGGGUAAACAUAUUUUUAGUAAUUCUACAAACAUUGGCAGUUUUGCUAUUUCUAUAUAUUGACGAGUAUAAUUGGAUUGCAUUUAUGAUGACCUUUCUUUGGGGUGUAUAAGACAGUAGCAUAAGUAUACAUUUGGAUGCCAUUCUAGGAUUUGAGUUUGAAACUAAUAAAGAACCAUUUGCUUGUGAUAUUCUUAUGGAGUCCAUCACAGCUUUUUCAUUUGAGAUUUUACAAUCUUUCAUGAAAACAAAAUAUCAAAGAGUGAUAUACAUCUCUGCAGUUGGUGGAAUUGGAGUGUUCUGCACCCUGAGUUCAUUCUUCUUUGAAUACAAACCUGAUGCCAUUCAUGUAAGAGACAGCGGUAGAAUACAUAGAAAAUCAUUCAUUCUCAACAGAGCUCCCGAGGAAGUUGAGAGUAUAGAUUCAAUUACUGAUCCAAAUGUAUAUCUUAUUUCAUCUUGA